AUGAACACCGUCAAAUCCCUCAUCCGCGUCGUAAAGCGCGCCAGAUUGAGUCUUCGAUCUCAGACUCGCAGCCAUAUCCUUCAACUGCCAAUUGAAGUACUUUUACGAAUAUUCGAAUAUCUCCCUCCUUACAGCCAACUACUAGUCUACCAGACCUGUCGACCUCUACGCACAAUUAUUCAUCAAUAUUUCCUUUCUGGCAAGGGAGAUAUCCUGGCCGCACCGAAAGACAGACUGUGCUAUCUCACCCAUCUCGCUAGGUCUCUGCCCGAUCGAUGGGUUUGCGCCAAAUGCUGCAAACUUCAUCAAACCUGCGAGUGGGAUACGCCGAAACCCCAAAAUUAUACUCCAAAAUGUCGAGACGGACUGUCGUUUGUUGAUGAACGCAGCGAAUGUCGAAAACUUCCCAACACUGAAUAUGCGCCAUGCCAUAGGCACCUUGAACUUACGCUCAAGUACGCGCGGCUAAAGAGCCCCAAAAAGAAGCAUCAGAAACAUCUUCAAAGGCUUCUUGCAUCAUAUCACGUCGACAGUCAAAUCUCUGGCGGAAUGUCUGUAGCCAAUGGUGUUCGAGCGCAAAGUUCAUUUUACCCCAAGGUUGUGGAUGGAAGAUACUUGCUUUUUAGUGCCCAUGCCUAUCUUGCAUCUAGGGGCACAAUUUUACAACAAUCUAUAGAGUUUUUAAUAAUAUGCCCUCAUGUAUAUUCCUUUGGUGCGUUUUGCGGGCGGAAUACUCUGACAAGAGAUUUGGAUAUGAUUUUAUACACGUGUUUCUCAGCACCACCAAACACUAUAAUCUCUACCUCCUGUCUUGCUUGUAAAACAGAUAUUACUAUAGAGGCCUCACUAGAGCGCCUUAUUAUAUGCACUUGGCAAGACUUGGGGCCGGAAGCAACGGUGUAUGAUCCGGAUUGGGAGGCGAUUGUGCGGAACACUACAAGUGUCUAUCACGAGACUGGAAGCAUUGAAGAGCUGUACGGUCAAAAUGAGCACAAGUGUGAUUGCUACAUUGGUUAG
Messenger RNA from Trichoderma asperellum CBS 433.97, 1017 nucleotides. Lineage: Eukaryota; Fungi; Ascomycota; Sordariomycetes; Hypocreales; Hypocreaceae. The record is from RefSeq and is a predicted model, not a curated record.